GCGGCGUCGCCGUCGUGUGCAUCCUUCCUCUGUGCUGUGGCUUUGAGAGCCGUUACGUUAUCCAUUUCCCUCUCUCCCGCUCUCAUACCAUUUACCCACCGCUGCUCGAAUUCCAAUUAUUUUUACUACAGAUAACAACACGGAAUACCGGAAUAAGAGCCCGUGGAGGAUGAGCAGAGUCGCAAUCAGCAUUUUCAUCCAGGGUUUUUCUAGGGUUUGAGCUCCGGUGUGGAAUGCUACAAGGAUUCCAUUGCCGGUAAGCGUGAAAGAUGUGGGGUUCGGUUAAUGUACUUAAUGAGCACCUCCAUGGUUUUUUGUGGAAAUGUUUUCUUGUUUAGAGAUGGCAAGUGUGGAAUCGAGUUUGGAGUCUGCGAAGCUCUGCGAGUUUGUGAUUUCGCUUGGAAGCGGAGACGAAUUCGGGUUCAACGAUUGGUACUCUCCGCGAAGAGGGGUCAUGAACGGAAGAGGCCUUGGUGGGAAAGGUUGUUUUUGGAAGAUGAUGAUGAGGUGUCGAGUAGUUGGAAGGAGGAGGAUGUACUUGGACACAACGACGAGGGAGAAGAGGUGUCAGAGGAUGAAAAGUUUGAAGCUUGGAAGAGAAGGGCUGAGGUGAUCACUGAGCUGAGGGAAGCACAGGAAGAUGCAAGAAAUGCUGAGGUGCGAGCUUGGGAGGACUGGAUUGGAGAUGGUUCGGUGGAUGCAGUUGAUUCUUCUUGGGAUGAAGAUUUGGGUGGGGAUGGAUCGGAAGCCAGUGAUGAGGUCUCCAGUGAUCCUUUUGAGAUAAUUCGUGAGAAGGGUUUUGCUGGUGCUAUGCGGAAUUUGAUUACUGGGAAGGAUGAUUAUGAGCUUUUGUUUGAAGACAGAGUUUUUCAAUUUGCGUCAACAAGCUCGGCAAAAUUCAUUGCUUUGUUGGUUCUCAUUCCUUGGUUUGUGAGUUUUUUGGUUCAUGACUAUGUUCUCAUGCCAUUUUUGGACAGGUAUGUGAAGACUGUGCCUCUUGCUGCUGAAAUGCUUGAUGUCAGAAGACAACAAAAAUUAGAGAUGGUUAAGACUUUGAGAAUCGAAAGAGCAAGGUACCGUUUGGAAGUGGAGAUUGGUAAAUCACCUCCUCUUUCUGAUGAAGAUCUUUGGAUGGAGUUACGGCAAAAAGCGUAUGUCGCAUUCCCAACCAAUUCCAUAAAGAGGAUAGAAUUAAGAGAUGAAUACAGACUAGAAAAUCGGAGAGCUUUUGGAAAUAUCUGGUCGGAUAUGAUUUAUGGAGUAACUUUAUUCAUUCUAAUUUACGCAAAUAAAAGCAAAGUUGCUUUGCUGAAGUUUACAGGGUAUAAGCUGCUAAAUAAUAUAUCAGACUCAGGGAAGGCAUUUCUUAUUAUACUUGUUACUGACAUUUUUUUGGGGUACCAUUCAGAGUCUGGUUGGCAGGCUUUGAUAGAAAUAAUUCUUGAUCAUUACGGUUUAGAAGUUGAUCAAGCCGCUAUAACCAUUUUCAUCUCCACCUUCCCUGUAUUCAUUGAUGCUUCUGUCAAGUUAUGGCUGUUCAAGUUCCUGCCAAAAUUAUCUCCAAAUGUUGCGAACAUCUUUGAGGAAAUGAAGCGUCAUUAGAGAACCAUUUCUCUGGGAGUCUGCAUUCAUGUUCUAUGUAGUAAUAACAAGAUAAAAGGGAAUUCUGAUUAAAUUUAAGUCAAUUUGAGCUUCAUAUUCAUCAUAUUUAUUUAUUUGUAUUUUGAAGUGAGUGUAAUAUAAAUUUUAAUUGAUUAAAUAUAUAUUGCAUUUAUUUCAAAAUAAAUUUAAUGAGUAUAAAAUUUAUAGGAACAAAUUUUGGUAAUAAUAUCAAGAUCCCAUUUAUUUUCUGUA
Dendrobium catenatum is the source of this 1854-nucleotide messenger RNA. Its product is annotated as chloroplast envelope membrane protein. The record is from RefSeq and is a predicted model, not a curated record. The transcript is spliced from 8 exons. The coding region runs from base 286 to 1602 and encodes 438 amino acids. NCBI's taxonomy places the organism in Eukaryota, Viridiplantae, Streptophyta, Magnoliopsida, Asparagales, Orchidaceae. Gene Ontology annotation, cellular component: membrane.